This is a messenger RNA of Penicillium cinerascens, 1071 nucleotides long. RefSeq lists its product as uncharacterized. Bases 1 to 1071 code for a protein of 356 amino acids. The record is from RefSeq and is a predicted model, not a curated record. The transcript is spliced from 5 exons. NCBI's taxonomy places the organism in Eukaryota, Fungi, Ascomycota, Eurotiomycetes, Eurotiales, Aspergillaceae.
AUGUCUCUUUCAACGAGAGAUUCAACUUACGAUGCCGGUCCGUCAAUACUCAGAGAUGUUUGGGGCCUUACGGGGGUUGCCAUUGUGAUUGUGAUUCUGAGGAUCUUCGCAAAAGCGAGGAUUGGAAAGUUCGGUGCGGAUGAUCUGCUCAUGGCUUUCGCAUUGUGUACGGCUAUUGUCGGCUCGAUUAUGAUCACCCUGGCCGUUCACUAUGGAUUUGGUCAGGAGGUGUCGACUCUUCGUGAUAUCGACGUGUCGAAGGUCAUCUUGCAUGACUAUCUGGCUCAGACAUUUGGUCUUGCCGGCGGUGCUAUAGGUCGGGUGUCCUUCGUUGUCUUCAUCAUCGGACUGCUUGUGCAAAAGUCAUCCCAGAGAAUCGUAUUGUGGGUCUUGAUCAGUCUGCAGGUGGCUGUCAAUUUGCUGUUCAUCAUCAUUAUUUUUGUCCAAUGCCCAGGCCACGAAUCGGCGAUAUGGGAUGAUACUGGCAAAAAGAAAUGCUGGGACUUGCAUGUGCAAGCCUAUUAUGGAUACUUCCAAGGAACUUUCAACGCCGCCACUGAUUUGGGUCUUGCAACCUUCUCGACGUACAUCUUCUGGAAUUUGAACUUGAAGCUACGGAUCAAAAUUGGGUUGGUGGCCUUGCUUGGAUUGGGCAUAUUCGCGAUGGUCGCGGCAAUUAUAAAAACAGUACAAACCCGCGUCCUCGCAACCUCAGAUAAUGACCCGACCACCGCGACCGUCACUUACGACCGCUGGCUAUUCAUCGAGACGUAUCUGGUCAUCAUCACCACGUCCAUCCCUUCCAUCCGAUCUCUCUUCCGCUCCAUGAAAAGCCGCAGACUCAACAACCAAAAGUCAUAUGAGCUCAGUUCCCGUUACGUCGGCUCAAUGCAUACUACAUCCAGGACGAGACGACGAGAUUCAUCGAUUGAUGGGAAAGGGAUCAUGAAUGCCUCGGAGGGGAAUCUUAGCAACGAGGUCUUUGCGCGAAUGGAAAGUAAUAUUGAGACGCCCCAGUCUAGCCAUUCACGGGAGUCGGUAAUAAUCGUGGAUACCAAAUGCUCGGCGUAA